CAAUGAGACUGUUAUAGCCCACUCCACCACUGCAAUUUCUUGCCUCUGACUUGUAAACAAGAGUCCUCAUACCAUGCAAGGGAAGAGUAACCAAGGUCUACCCCACUGAAAGGAUAAUCCUAACCCCAUGAGCUGCUGUGGAAACUGGAUGGAGGUAUUUUGGAAAGCAUGGACUCUUUAGCACAUUUAAUUCUCUGUGGAUUCAGCCUGAUGAUUUCAGGUAAAGUGGAGGCAGCACUGGACCUGAUGUUGAUCAAUUCAGUCCCUCUAGUGGGCAACUCGGAGACAUCGCUUAUCUGUAUUGCAGACAGAUGGAGGUCCCGCGAGUCUGUCACAAUAGGGCGAGACUAUGAGGCCUUGAUGAGCCAACACCAGGACCCUCUAGAAGUUACUGAAGACGAGAAGAGAGGAACAGCCAAAAAAGUGGUGUGGAAAAGGGAACAAGCUGGUGAAACUAUCGGAGCUUACUACUGUGAAGGGAAAGUCAAAGACGAGGUGACGAGGAUACGUACAAUGAAGAUGCCACUAGGAGCUUCCUUCCUCCCAGUGGCCUUAACUAUGACAGUGAACAAGGGAGAACAUGUGAACAUUUCCUUCAUCAGAAAGAUUGCAAAGGAGGAAGAUGCAGUGAUCUACAAAAACGGUUCUUUCAUUCACGCUGUGCCCAGGCAUGAAGUGCCAAAUGUGCUAGAAGUGAUCUACUCUGAAGUCCUGCUGCAGGAUGCAGGGGUCUACUCUGCCAGAUACAUAGGAGGAAACACCUUCACCUCUGCUUAUACAAGGCUGAUAGUAAGACGCUGUGCAGCUCAGAAGUGGGGCCCGAGGUGCAGCUCCAUCUGCCCGGUGUGCAUGAACAAUGGCAUAUGUCAUGAAGAUACUGGAGAAUGCAUUUGCCCUCCAGGUUUUAUGGGGAAAACAUGCGAGAAGGCUUGCGGAGACAAUACAUUUGGCAGAACCUGCAAAGAAAGCUGUAAAGAGAACUCAGGCUGCAAAUAUUAUAUGUUCUGUCUACCAGAUCCAUAUGGCUGCUCUUGUGCUACAGGAUGGACGGGCCUGGCAUGUGAUGAAGAGUGCCAAUCUGGUUUGUAUGGACCGGACUGUAAACUCAAGUGUAAUUGCAACAAUCGGGGGAAAUGCGACAGAUUUAAGGGCUGCCUCUGUCAGUUUGGCUGGCGCGGUCUACACUGUGAAAAAGAAGGUUCAGCUGAUGUACCACCUCAGAUAAAGCACUUGCCAGACCAUGUGGAACUCAAUUCUGGCACAGAGUUUAAGCCUAUUUGUAUAGCCACCGGCAAGCCACUCCCUGUUAUUGAAGACUUUAAACUGUUGAAACAAGAUGGGACUGUCUUCAAGCCCGUCUCAUUUGUUAGCAACCGCUCAGAGGCAAAGUUUCAUAUCAAUAGAAUCCAGCCCCCUGACUCAGGAAUAUGGGUUUGCAGUGUUCAGACAGUAGCGGGGAUGGCAGAAGAGCCUUUCCAUGUUACAGUUAAAGUUCCUCCUGUGCCUCAGUAUGCUCCGAGGAUGAUAGAGGGUGGACAUAACUUUCUCACCAUCGAUAUCAAUGCUGAUUCCCAUACUGGCGAUGGACCGAUUGUGUCAACCAAGCUCCUGUAUAAGCCUGCUAAAGGUUAUCAGCCCUGGAUGUCAGUGGAAGUAAAUGGAGAGAGCAAGAAAUUAGAUAAUCUAGAACCCAAAACAGAAUAUCAGUUCUGUGUUCAGCUCAGCCGGCAAGGGGAUGGUGGAGAAGGGCAUCCUGGGCCACAGGCAAGCUUCACAACGGCUGCACUUGGUCUUCCUCCACCAGAAGGUCUCACCCUCAUUCCUGAAAGCAAGACAUCUCUGAUUUUGUCAUGGAAGAAAAUAGCACAGAAGCCAGAAGAUGACCUUCUUGUAGAAGUGGAAAGGACGAGUGUGAAUGACAACAGUGGUGUUCAGGACAAUGUUAUGACCAGUGUGCCAGGAAAUAUAUCCACUCUGGUUAUUGGUGAUUUAGAACCCAGACAGCAGUAUAGGUGCAGGGUACGUGUGAAUACCAGGUCUGACGGAGAGUGGAGUGAUUAUUUGUAUGCAUGGACCUACAGUGACAGAAUCCCACCGGCACCUGACAACAUCAAGAUUUUCAACAUCACGGACACCUCUGCCAUCAUCUCUUGGUCAACUGCUGUGGGACAGUCCAUCUCCUCCAUCAUCAUCAGAUACAAUAUGUAUGGCACUGCUGACCACACUGAAGUCACAAUAAAGAACACAACCACCACGCAGUAUCCUCUCAAGGGCCUCGAGCCAAACACUGCGUAUCUGGUUCAGAUUAGUGCACAGAACAAUAUUGGACGGAGCAACCCAAAUGCUUCUCUUGAUCUGAAGACUCUCCCAGAAACAAAAGCUCCCUAUGAAUCCAAGGGAGGGAAAAUGCUGCUGAUUGCUAUCCUUGGCUCAGCAGGGAUGACCUGCCUAACAAUCCUGCUGGCCUUUCUCAUCAUGCUGCAGCUAAAGCGAGCCAACUUCCAGCGCAGAAUGGCUCAAGCCUUCCAAAAUGUGGUGAGAGAAGAGCCAGCUGUCCAGUUUAACUCAGGAACUCUCACUCUGAGCAGGAAAGCCAAGAACAGCCCAGACCACACUAUCUAUCCAGUCCUCGAGUGGAAUGACAUCAAAUUUCAAGAUGUGAUCGGGGAGGGCAACUUUGGACAAGUCCUUAAAGCACGAAUUAAGAAGGAUGGCUUGCGAAUGGAUGCUGCCAUCAAAAGGAUGAAAGAGUAUGCCUCAAAGGAUGAUCACAGAGACUUUGCUGGAGAAUUGGAAGUUCUUUGUAAACUUGGACAUCAUCAUAAUAUCAUAAAUCUUUUGGGAGCAUGUGAACAUCGGGGGUAUCUUUACCUGGCUAUUGAAUAUGCUCCCCAUGGAAAUUUACUCGAUUUCCUGAGGAAGAGCAGAGUGCUGGAGACAGACCCAGCAUUUGCUAUUGCCAACAGCACUGCCUCCACUCUGUCCUCGCAGCAGCUUCUGCAUUUUGCAGCAGAUGUGGCCAGAGGGAUGGACUACUUAAGCCAAAAACAGUUUAUUCAUCGCGAUUUGGCAGCAAGAAACAUCUUGGUUGGAGAAAACUAUGUUGCAAAAAUAGCCGAUUUUGGAUUGUCUAGAGGUCAGGAAGUUUAUGUUAAGAAGACCAUGGGAAGGCUCCCAGUGCGAUGGAUGGCAAUUGAAUCUCUAAAUUACAGUGUGUAUACCACAAACAGCGAUGUGUGGUCAUAUGGUGUCCUAUUAUGGGAAAUAGUUAGUUUAGGUGGAACCCCAUACUGUGGAAUGACAUGUGCAGAACUCUAUGAGAAAUUGCCACAAGGGUACAGACUGGAAAAGCCUCUCAACUGUGAUGAUGAGGUGUAUGACCUAAUGCGACAGUGUUGGCGGGAGAAACCAUAUGAAAGGCCAUCAUUUGCUCAGAUCCUGGUGUCACUGAACAGAAUGUUAGAGGAACGAAAGACAUAUGUGAAUACCACGCUGUAUGAGAAGUUUACCUAUGCAGGCAUCGACUGCUCUGCUGAAGAAGCUGCUUAAGACAGAAAAAAAAUCGUCAUAUAUUAAACAAACUAAAAACUCAGUCUUCUGGGGCACAAAUGGGAUGUGCUGUGUAUAGCUCUUUGUAUAAUAUUGUUGAACUACAGCUAGCAUUGUGUAUAUCUUACAGCAAGCUCUUCCUCCAUAGACUGUAGGAGUGUAUAUACUGUUUUGAGUGGUAAUGGGCUAACGUCAUAAAUUCGAACUACAUCUCACACACAAGAGAAUCUUUUUUCAGGAAAUGUGGUGAUACUUACUUUAAGUAGCCCAUGUGGACACACUUAUUGAAAUGCAUUGUACAUUGCUACCCUAGGUAUUUUCCAAGCGUUAAUGAUCACAUAGAAUAUCUCAGUAGCUAAAUUUUAUGGUGAGUCUAACACAACACGUUUUGUGUACGUGCCAAAACAGUGCCAUGUCUCCAGAGAACAGACAAUGCUGUAGCAGUACCAGACAACACCGCUUUAGGAAAUCAGCAGUAAAAGUGAGCCCUGAAAAGAAUUUGUUGCUAGAGCUUUUGAACUAGCUGACAUCUAUGCCAUACAAGCAACUGCUGUUUGUUUUUUGUCAUUCAGUUUAAUAGACAAUUUCUUGUAUUAAAUAUCAAAGUUUAACUUGAUAAUAUAAGUAUUAGAGAGUGGUGUUAUUUUAGAAAGUCACAUGGUGUUUAUCACGAAGAGUGGACAUUCAUAAAUGUAUUACAUAUUGUAAAACACAUUUCUAAAAAGUCAGUUUGGCUACGAGUGCAGCUUUUUCAUUUUGUAUUUGAGUCUAAUAAUGCACUGACUAAUUAUAGAUCAUUAGUUAAUUAUAAACAGGCAAGGUUCACUUACUUGCUUGUGACCAAUCUAUUCCUUGUGUGCCUGCCUGUAGUUUACUGU
Mauremys reevesii (Reeves's turtle) is the source of this 4427-nucleotide messenger RNA. It is a transcript of the gene TEK, whose product is annotated as TEK receptor tyrosine kinase. The transcript has 23 exons. The coding region runs from base 169 to 3549 and encodes 1126 amino acids. Gene Ontology annotation, molecular function: transmembrane receptor protein tyrosine kinase activity; protein binding; ATP binding. Gene Ontology annotation, biological process: multicellular organism development; positive regulation of kinase activity; positive regulation of MAPK cascade. Lineage: Eukaryota; Metazoa; Chordata; Testudines; Geoemydidae. Gene Ontology annotation, cellular component: signaling receptor complex; plasma membrane. The record is from RefSeq and is a predicted model, not a curated record.